GGCGAUUAGAGGAUGAAUUACAGAAUUGACUCUUUAUGACGGCUCGAUGACGACGUAACCUCGUUUUCUUCGAUCAAACUAGUACUGGAUCAUAACUCGUUCAUUAAUUGAAUGAGAUCGGACGCAUUCAUGUCAUCACAACCCGUGACUACCGCAAAUGGAAAGCAAAGACGUGUUCCGAGUUUUCUAACGCACGACAUGGACAAGGGGACGCCGUGUCUGAAGUGCGGAGACCAAUGUCCUGGCUUCGCGUUGCAUUACUGGAGGAAAAUAUGCCGCCAUUGCAAGUGUCCGAGGGAAGACCAUUGCAUUCUGGGAACUAAACAGGAGAAAACCGUGAAUAAAAUGAUGUACGGUGAAUUCCCAAGGAAUUCUACGUCAGAUGAUGACAGUGGAUGUGCUCUGGAGGAGUACACAUGGGUACCUCCGGGACUAAAACCCGAACAGGUACAUCAUUACUUUACAUCACUACCUGAAGAUAAAAUACCGUAUGUGAACAGCGAAGGGGAGAAAUACCGAAUAAAGUUGCUGUUACAACAGCUGCCUCCCCAUGACAACGAGGUACGCUAUUGCAAUGGGUUGAGCGAUGAAGAGAAGCGUGAGCUACGACAGUUCAGCCAACAAAGGAAACGAGAAGCACUAGGGAGAGGAACUGUACGAAGUAUCCCAAUAACUGUAUCAGGUUCUGUGUGUUAUCAUUGUGGAUCAUAUAUGGAUGGUGGUAGUGUUGCCGUGUUUGCUUCAAGAGCUGGUCAUAACGUCUGCUGGCACCCGGCCUGCUUCGUUUGUUGCGCCUGCGAUGAGCUCCUGGUGGAUCUUAUUUACUUCUGGAAGGACGGCAAGGUGCACUGCGGUCGUCAUCAUGCGGAGACGCUGAAACCACGAUGUGCAGCCUGUGAUGAAAUCAUAUUUGCUGACGAAUGCACCGAGGCUGAGGGGAGAAGCUGGCAUAUGAAACAUUUCUGCUGUUUUGAAUGCGAUGAACAAUUGGGAGGAAACCGAUACAUCAUGCGAGAAGGACGGCCGUAUUGUUGUCGCUGUUUUGAAAGUAUGUUUGCUCAGUACUGCGAUGGGUGCGGGGAUCCGAUUGGAGUUGAUCAGGGUCAGAUGACGCAUGAAGGACAGCAUUGGCACGCUACAGACAAAUGUUUCUGUUGCAAUACUUGUGGAGUAUCUUUACUUGGAAAACCAUUUUUACCCAAGCACGGACUCAUAUACUGUUCUGGCGCUUGUAGCCGAGGGGAACAGCGUUCGGCAGAGAAGGAGAAUAUUCCAGAUAACGAAGUGACUAUGGCAACGUAUGCGUCAAAUAUAACCGAACUACCUUCUCACAGUCGCAGUAGGACUCCUAUCUCGCUUUGUGACAUUAAUCUUGAUAAUUUACCUCCACCGCCAGUUGAACCUGAGCGAGAAAGAAAAGCACGCCGCCAGCACCUAUCCAGGUUCUCACUGCCAGAUUUACGGAAAGAUGGUAACAGUAAUAAUAACGAAAAACGAAAAAGCAGUUUAGUGUCUGUUAGUAGGCGGAGAAAUGGCUCCACGCGCAGUUUGAAUGUUCAUUUCGACCACAAAGUAGAUCCAUUUGCUCAGCGAUUUGAUCCUCGGCACGCGAGACAUUCAUACGCUGCAGCUAGGUCUACCAAUGAGCUUUUAACGAAAACAAACACAAUAGGUGGAUCCUCGUCCUCGUCAUCCUCUUCCUCAAAAUCGAAAAAUGAGCGGCCACCAGAUUAUGAUCCAAUACGCAAUCCAUAUCCUCGGAAACACAAGACAGAUGAUUCUGGACAUCAUGGAACAUUUCCAAGGAACAGGACUUCUCGACCAGAAAUCUACUUUCGAGGGGCACCCGGAGAGACAAUGGAAGGUCGAAAUGCAAGGUCAGAACUUCAGUUAGAAGGAAGCGAUGUGGAUACAUACCUUCACAGACGACAUGCACGGGAAAGGGGAUUGUCUACGAGUAGUUCCUCGUCUUCAGAUGAUGAUGAUUUCUUUAACCGUGUGCCACGUCGCCCCGGAGUUAAACUGAUGUAUGUUGACCGGAGUAGCAUGUAUGGCACAACGGCCUCACUUCCGACACAGGGAAUGAACCGACAGCAAAAAAAGGGGAAAAAGAAAAAGAAGGGAAAGUGUGUAGUGUCGUAACAACUUGGUCUCUAUUGAUUUCUCAGUGCCAAGUUAACAGUAUUGUUUCCCCCACUGUGAUUGCUCCACUACGGUCACUGUUGUUGUACAACUUUGUGGUGGGAUGCAAUAAAAUGCAACUUUUAAUAACAAACAAUCAUAUCAAUUUGAACUGCUAAAAAUAU
Molecule: messenger RNA, 2306 nt
Organism: Saccoglossus kowalevskii
Lineage: Eukaryota; Metazoa; Hemichordata; Enteropneusta; Harrimaniidae
Product: prickle2-like protein
Molecular function (GO): zinc ion binding
Source: RefSeq, a predicted model, not a curated record